AUGGUGAAAUACCAGUUAUUGAUGAGAAAAAAGAGAAACUCUGAGGCGAGCCUGUUCAAAGCGUUCACAAAAUCACUUAAAGAGGGUGAUACUGGGUCUGAAGUCAAUCCAAACGACACCACCGAGGCUACACAACAAGGUCAAGUGGAUCAACAUGGCAAUGAUCAGAACGCGCAUUCCGAUGAAGGCUCACAAAACAAAACCCCGGACCGCAGGUCGACUGACAACCUUUACGCUGAUAUUUCCGAGGAGACCAAACUACUUCGAGAGGUCAAAGACAUAUGUGAUGAGCUCAACAUGCUAAAGAAUCUUGCUGAAGACCAAGACGACGUGUGGACACAGGUAUGGAAAGGCGGCAAUAGACCAGAUGCAACCACCUACGACACACCAACUGAGGUCAAGGCCGAAAUCGAAGAGAUGGUAAACGAAGCCGAAUUUGUUCAAAAAGCCAUCGAAACACUUCUUGAUCUGAAGCAAAAACGAGCAAACAUCGUGGAGGCCGAAUUCACUCGACAACAGAGUCAUGACACUGCAGUGCAAAGUGAUACUAUCAUGGUGUUCACGGUGGUCACCAUCCUCUUCCUCCCUGCUUCAUUCUUAACCAGCUUGCUCGCACUCAAUAUAUCGGAUUUCCCUCAUGCAGGAGGCGAUGUCAAGUUCGAAGGCCGGUUGAUCUUCCCGGUAAUCUUUGGCGUUUCAGUCGCGGUGUCUGGUCUCUUCUCGAUUAUUGCUUUCAACGCAAGCAAGCUCAAGGAGUUCCUUGGUUGGAAAAAGCACCAUACGAAUGUGGCAUCCAUCACCUCUCAGCCCAACUCACGAUCAGGCUCCUCAAGUAGUCUUCCGGUCAAUGAGUCACAGGUGAAUAAGUCCAGUAUAUCUGUGAAGGAAAUGUCCUCGUCACGGGAGAACUUGCAGGACCACAGCUAUCCAGAACAGCCUGGUGUGCCUUGGUACAAGGGGCGGAGAAGAAAACUACAGGAAGGAGUCGGGGUGUAA
Molecule: messenger RNA, 996 nt
Organism: Penicillium salamii
Lineage: Eukaryota; Fungi; Ascomycota; Eurotiomycetes; Eurotiales; Aspergillaceae
Source: the annotation of a GenBank genome assembly